CAGCCCUUUGGACUGCACCCCUCUGGAGCAUCGGCUCAUCACUGCCCCCAUUGAUGGGCAGCAUCUGCCCCUGUCCUGAGGAUGACUAAGGCACCAUGGGCCACACGCUGUGUAUCUGUUCCCGAGGGACCAUCAGCAUUGACAACAAGAGAUACCUCUUCAUACAGAAGCUGGGAGAGGGUGGGUUCAGCUACGUGGACCUGGUGGAGGGACUGCAGGAUGGGCACUUUUAUGCCCUGAAGAGAAUCCUGUGUCAUGAGAAACAAGACCAGGAAGAAGCUCAGUGAGAGGCUGACAUGCACCGACUGUUCCAGCACCCCAAUAUCCUUCACCUUGAGGCCUAUUGCUUGACAGAACGGGGCUCCAAGCAGGAGGCCUGGCUACUGCUACCCUUCUUCAAGAGGGGCACGCUAUGGAAUGAAGUGGAAGGGCUGAAAGACAAAGGCAACUUCCUGUCUGAGGAUCAGAUCCUGCUACUGCUGUUAGGCAUUUGCAGAGGCUUAGAGGCCAUUCAAGCCAAGGUUUAUGCCCACAGGGACCUGAAACCGACCAAUAUUUUGCUUGGAGAUGAUGGACAGCCAGUGUUAAUGGACUUGGGUUCCACGAAUCAGGCACGAAUCCAAGUGGAAGGUUCCCGCCAGGCCCUAGCCCUUCAGGACUGGGCAGCCCAGCGCUGUACCAUCUCCUAUAGUGCCCCUGAACUCUUCUCAGUACAGAGCCAGUGUGUCAUUGAUGAACGAACUGACAUUUGGUCCCUAGGAUGUAUGAUGUUUGGGGAAGGCCCCUAUGACAUGGUGUUCCAGAAAGGAGACAGUGUGGCUUUGGCAGUACAGAACCAGCUCAGCAUUCCCCAGAGCCCCAGGUAUUCCCCAGCACUACCGCAGCUCUUGGCCUCCAUGAUGACUGUGGACCCCAAGUGCCGGCCGCAUACUUCUCUCCUCCUCAAUCAGUUGGAAAGUUUGCAGCCCACAGCUCCAGGCCAACAUACCACACAUUUCUGA
Molecule: messenger RNA, 1001 nt
Organism: Dromiciops gliroides (monito del monte)
Lineage: Eukaryota; Metazoa; Chordata; Mammalia; Microbiotheria; Microbiotheriidae
Product: serine/threonine-protein kinase 16-like
Biological process (GO): protein phosphorylation
Cellular component (GO): Golgi apparatus; cytoplasm
Molecular function (GO): protein serine/threonine kinase activity; ATP binding
Source: RefSeq, a predicted model, not a curated record